AUGACAGGCGGCGCGAUCGAGGGCGAGAGCGGUGGAAUGUCAGAGACGACGACAGGCCGCCGGAACGACCGUCGGAAAGGAAUGAGUCAUUGGAAGACAAAUAUAGAGCACUCGGACUUAGAUAGUGAUAGGGGUGCACUUUUAGGCAACGAGCUCACAAAGACCCACGAAGGGCCUAUUAAUGGGCAUAGCGAACCCGUAGGGCGAAGCAGUAGUAGGGACGACAGGAACGGUAGCAUCAGCCAGCAAAGUGGGCUGCCGCAGACAGACGAUGGUACUGCCAGAGAUAUAGACACACACACCAACACAGAUACACACACCCCUCGCACGUCCCCAUCCCCACAACCACAAUCGCAAUCGCACACUCCGCCAACACGUGCGGGUACCAAUGGGUCUGGUAGCAGCACAGGGGCGUCUCGGCGACAACGGUACGGGCACUCGAGCGAGGGUGUACGCAGAGAACGGUGUGCGCUGGGUGAGAGGUGUCCGUGUGUGUUCACGCCUGUGUGCAUGGUUAUGGAGGGCAAUGAACUCAAGAGCUCGAGUCUGAUUGGCGGCGUGUGCAAGACUAAUAUGAACCAUGGCGGUACGAAGGAUGUGGUUAUUGGAUUGGAUGUGGCCGUGCAG
Messenger RNA from Sphaeroforma arctica JP610, 627 nucleotides. RefSeq lists its product as hypothetical. The record is from RefSeq and is a predicted model, not a curated record. The annotation marks the transcript as partial. NCBI's taxonomy places the organism in Eukaryota, Ichthyosporea, Ichthyophonida. The transcript has 2 exons.